Messenger RNA from Nymphalis io (European peacock), 2394 nucleotides. RefSeq names its product transcription factor E2F7-like. The transcript has 4 exons. Lineage: Eukaryota; Metazoa; Arthropoda; Insecta; Lepidoptera; Nymphalidae. The coding region runs from base 340 to 1338 and encodes 332 amino acids. The record is from RefSeq and is a predicted model, not a curated record. Gene Ontology annotation, molecular function: DNA-binding transcription factor activity, RNA polymerase II-specific; RNA polymerase II cis-regulatory region sequence-specific DNA binding. Gene Ontology annotation, biological process: regulation of transcription by RNA polymerase II. Gene Ontology annotation, cellular component: RNA polymerase II transcription regulator complex.
AGUGUCAAUAUAUUGUCAUGUUGUCAAUGUCAACUAGACAACUAUAGCCUAUUCCAACCACAACAGGAAUAACCCCAAAUAAACAACUUCGACACCGAUAUCAAUUGACGCGAUAUCAUAAUCUAUGAUAUUCACUAUGGAUUCGCGAAAAAAUGGCGUUUUUAAUGUUCGCAAAGUUGUAAUCGAAACUUCGAAAGUUACAUUAAUGUGGUUAUAACUAGUUGAGUGGCAUAGUGUUGUAUCGUAAAUAAAGAGGAAACCAGCUGGAUCUGUGUAAUAGCUGUCAAAAAGUACGCGAACAUUUGUGCACUGGCAUUUUUUGCAUAAUGUUCUCGCACAAUGUAUGAAGAUGAAAACAUUACUUCUACUCCUAAGCGAUAUGCCUUAACAGAGGUCACAAAUGCAACAAGUUAUGUGUCGCCGACGGCUAACCUCAAGUUGUUAACUAAUGUCGCUCUGCAGUAUCCCACGCCGCCUCCGAGCACAGUGCAUCGCAAAGAAAAAUCGUUACAAAUAUUAUGUGAUAAAUUUCUCAAUUUGUAUCCUUUACAUGGAAAUGGCACGGUUGAGAUACAGUUGGAUAGCACUGCAGCCAGGCUAGGAGUGGAAAAACGGAGAAUGUAUGAUAUCAUAAAUAUCUUAGAGGCCAUGCAGUGUGCAGUUCACAAGAGAAAGAAUACUUACUUAUGGCAUGGAGGAUCUAGACUGAACUCUUUUUUAAAAAUGCUAAAAAAGCAGGGAGAGACCCUCAGGCUAUCUGAAGCCCUUAGGGGUAGAGCAGCUAAGCCACCAGCUCCCAAACAUAAGACAUUAGGAGUCUUAGCUCAAAGAUUUUUAAUGCUUUUCUUAGUGGAACCACCUAACACUCUCAUCAAUUUAGAAAUGGCUGUUAGUGUACUUAUUGAUUCAUCAAAUAAAAAUAAGUCUACCCUCUCACCAGAGCAGUUAGAUCGCCAACAUAAGUCCAAAGUCAGGAGGCUUUAUGACAUUGCAAAUGUGUUUAUUUCAAUUGGUCUCAUUGAAAAGGUAUCAGGUAAUUUAAUAUUAAAGAAGCCAGUAUUUAAGUAUGUUGGGCCAUUUAAAAUGAAAAAAUCAGACAAGGUAUUUCUACACACACUAUCGCCCAUCACACCUCUUUCAGUAUUAGACACACAACAGCAGAUGACACCGUGUCAUAUCUUUGCCGGAAAGUCUAAACGAAAAUUGGAAUUUACUACACCAAGUACAGAUAAGCUUGGUGUAACAACCCCACCUCAUACUCCGUCACACAAGUGGGAUGAAAUUCUACUUGUUGCUGACAUGGAACUGAAUAGAAUUAACAAUGGUGUCACAGAGUGAAUUGUUUUAAUAGGAGUUAUGACACAAUGUCCACUAAUAUUCAGAACAUACUCCUAGGGUUCAUUGAUACACCCAUUUGAAGUCUGAUUAAAUGGAAAACAAAGGUAUCAAUUAUAGUCUCUAAACUAUUUUGAUAAUAAAAUAAAAAACUGUUUAAAUCAUUAUUUUUUGAUGUUUUCAAGGUUCCUUAUGAAUCUGUGCAGGCUCAAGAGCCAAGGCUCAAUAAAUACCAAUGGGUGUACCGAGAACAUGCUUGCCAUUUGUUUAUAUGAUUUGGCAGUAAAUUUAAGUAUGAAUUAUGUGUAUAUUAAGUGGACUUGACUGAAUGUUUUUUUAUGUAAGUCAAAUGUUGUAUACUUGUCUUCCAGGGGAUAUUUGAAUAGGUAUCUUAUGACUUAUACAUAAAUGUAUGAAAUAUUCUUUUUAUUAUAAUAUAUAAAUUUUAUGAUAUGUUGUUGAGAACAGAAGUUUAUCUUUGUCACAGACAUCAUAGUGCAAUUAACUUAAUGUUAUUUGUAUUUAUUUUAGGAAUUAUGUAAUAAUGAAUUUAAUAAGACUUAUACCACACUAUAUAUACAAUAUACAUUAAAUAUAAUAAAUAAAGCAUAUUUAUCAAAAUUUUAAAGAAUUUUAGAACACAUUCUAGAAAAUGUUACAAAUCUAUUUUAUUCAUUUUAGUCUUUUUCUUUUCUUUUCAUUGUAUUAAUGAAAACUCAAACUAUUAAUUUUAUAAAUGCUACUAAAAUUAUAAAGUGUUGAUUAAAAUAUGUAAGGAGUCAGUACCCCUGGAGCCUUAGGACUGAGAUGUAAUAGAACUUUAUUAAAGUAUGUAAUAAGUAAUAUUUAUGACUAUGUUAUCCUAUAUUAUAUAUGUUUUCGUGAUUUUAUCCAUAAUUAACCGUUUAUAUAAUGAUGUUUUGACAAAAAGUAAAGAAAUUUAUGCAUUUAUCACUUGUCGACUUUGAUAAGUAGUUAUUAUAAUGAAUUUUAUAUAACAAAGUUGCUUUUAUUUUAUAUUUGUUCUAAGUUACGUGUAAUAUUAAAUAAAUGGAUUUU